GGCCACAGCAGCCACAGAAGCUAACUCUGAGCUGUGGUCUUCCACAUCUGGCCCUGGGGGCCCCCGAGAAUCCUGAGUGCAGCACAAAUUCUCUUUUCCUGAGACAACAUCAAGCAGCAAAGACAGCUGAGGUCCCUUGGAACCCGGCCCAGCGGCUGGGGAGAGAUUUGGGGCCUUCCCCCGCCCCCUCCCUGGGGGAGGGGCCAGGUCUCAUCCACCACCUGGACUGGAGCUGUCAGAGGCCAGGCCAGAGCAGAGCAGACCUGGGAGUGUGAGGCUGGGAGUGGCCCCAGCAGGUUCUGUGAGGCCGCCGGCACAGGAAAGGAACGAAGCCAGGAGCGCCUCAAAGUCCAGUGGGGUGGUGAGCGACUCUAACAGAGGAGUGUGGUGCUGGCAGCGAUGGGGCCUGGAACUUCAGGAAGUGGGGUCAGGACAGUGACAGCUCCACGCUCAGCGCUGGGCUCCGGAGUCAGCCUGCACGCCUAUGACAUAGGGGUCCUGGUCGUCUACUUUGUCUUUGUCAUUGGCGUGGGGAUCUGGUCGUCCAUUCGCGCAAGCCGAGGGACCAUCGGGGGCUAUUUCCUGGCGGGGAGGUCCAUGACCUGGUGGCCGAUUGGAGCCUCUCUGAUGUCCAGCAAUGUGGGCAGUGGCUUGUUCAUCGGCCUGGCUGGGACAGGAGCUGCCGGAGGCCUUGCUGUUGGGGGCUUCGAAUGGAAUGCAACCUGGCUCCUUCUGGCCCUGGGCUGGAUCUUUGUCCCCGUGUACAUUGCUGCUGGUGUGGUCACAAUGCCACAGUACCUGAAGAAGCGAUUCGGGGGCCAGAGGAUCCAGGUGUACAUGUCUGUCCUGUCUCUCAUCCUCUACAUCUUCACCAAGAUUUCAACUGACAUCUUCUCUGGAGCUCUGUUCAUCCAGAUAGCCUUGGGCUGGAACCUAUACCUCUCCACGGCGAUGCUUCUGGUGGUGACAGCUGUCUACACCAUUGCAGGAGGUCUCACGGCCGUGAUCUACACAGAUGCUCUGCAGACGGUGAUCAUGGUGGGGGGCGCCCUGGUCCUCAUGUUUCUAGGCUUUCAGGAGGUGGGCUGGUACCCAGGCCUGGAGCAACGGUACAGACAGGCCAUCCCUAAUGCCACAGUCCCCAAUACCACCUGCCAUCUCCCCCGAUCUGAUGCCUUCCAUAUGCUCCGGGACCCUGUGAGCGGGGACAUUCCUUGGCCAGGCCUCAUUUUUGGGCUCACGGUGCUGGCCACCUGGUGCUGGUGCACGGACCAGGUCAUUGUGCAGAGGUCUCUGUCUGCCAAGAAUCUGUCCCACGCUAAGGGAGGCUCGGUGCUGGGGGGGUACCUGAAGAUCCUGCCCAUGUUCUUCAUCGUCAUGCCUGGCAUGAUCAGCCGGGCCCUGUACCCAGAUGAGGUGGGCUGUGUAGACCCUGAAGUUUGCCAAAGCAUCUGCGGGGCCCGCGUGGGGUGUUCCAACAUCGCCUACCCCAAGCUGGUCGUAGCCCUCAUGCCUGUUGGUCUGCGGGGCCUGAUGAUCGCCGUGAUCCUGGCCGCCCUCAUGAGCUCACUCACCUCCAUCUUCAACAGCAGCAGCACCUUGUUUGCCAUCGACGUGUGGCAGCGCUUCCGGAGGAAGGCCACAGAGCAGGAGCUGAUGGUGGUGGGCAGACUGUUUGUGGUGUUCCUGGUUGUCAUCAGCAUCCUCUGGAUCCCCAUCAUCCAAAGCUCCAACAGUGGGCAGCUCUUCGACUACAUCCAGUCUGUCACCAGCUACCUGGCCCCGCCUAUCACUGCCCUCUUCCUCCUGGCCAUCUUCUGCAAGAGGGUCACAGAGCCUGGAGCCUUCUGGGGCCUCAUGUUUGGCCUGGCAGUGGGGCUUCUGCGCAUGAUCCUGGAGUUCUCAUACCCAGCCCCAGCCUGCGGGGAGGCAGACCGGAGGCCGGCCGUGCUGAAGGACUUUCACUACCUCUACUUUGCACUCCUGCUCUGUGGGCUCACUGCCAUCGUCAUCGUCACUGUCAGCCUCUGUACCACCCCCAUCCCUGAGGAGAAGGCAAGUGGAGUGCUUGUCCUGGGGCCCCACGAAAUGUUCUCCCUACCCCCAGUGUCUGAAAUUCUACCGCCAAGUUUUACUCCAUUGGGUUGUCUCCUCUGCAGCCACACAGAGUCCUUGGGAGGAGGAGCUCAUUGGGUUAGCAAUUCCCAUGCGAAAAGUAAUUCAUUCAAUGGGAAAUUUACUCAAUGAGCACCUACUGUGUGCCGGGCUCUGUGCCAGGGUUACCAAGAUGAAUGGGGCCUGCCAGCAAGUGUCGGGGACAGGCACCAGCACACGCAGUUACUCUACCACAAGGGAGUGAAGAAGGACCAAGCUCAAAGGGAGGGGCCGAGGACAGGAGGGGCUGUCACCCCUGGGGGCUGCAUCGGGUUCCGUGACAAGGUCACUUUGAGCUGGCCCUAGAAGAAAGAGUAGGGAUUCAUUGGCCAGUUGAGACACAGGUAAAUGAGGGGAGUCCACCAGAGCGAGUCCUCACCACUCCUGUGCUCACAGAUUUGCCAGUCUUCAGACUUUGAAGCUGUCUUUUGAAACCUUUCUUCAUUAGAGCAAAAGAGUAUUGGCUCCGGCUGCCAUGACACGAAACCACAAUCUGGGGGGUGAAACAACAGAAAUGUAUGUCCUCACAGUUCUGGAGGUGAGAAGUCUGAGGUCAAGGUGUCUGUAGGGCUGUUUGCUCUGAGGCCCCUUGUCCUUGGCUUGCGGAUGCCUGCCUUCUCCUCUCUGUCCUCACCCUCUCUUUCCUUGUGCCCGUCUGCGCCCUUGUCUCCCCUUCUUUUGUUUUUAAAGUUUAUUUUUCAUUUUGAGAAAGAGAGAGAGAGCACAAGCAGGGGUGGGGCAGAGAGAGAGAGGGAGAGACAGAGAAUCCCAAGCAGGCUCCCCACCAUCAGCACAGAGUCCUAUGUGGGGCUCGAACUCACAAACUGCAAGAUCAUGACCUGAGCUGAAACCAAGAGUGGGACAGUUAACUGAGCCACCCAGACACGCCCCCUAGUCUCCCCUUCUUAUAGGGACACCAGUCAUGUUGGAUUAGGGCCACUCUAUUGUCUUCAUUUAACCUUAAUUACCUCUUUAAAGGCCUUCUCUCCAUGUAUAGUCACAUUCUGAAGUCCUGGGGGUUAGGACUUUAACAUAUCAAUUUGAAGGAGGGACACAAUUCAGCCCCAAAAUAACAGAGCCCAUGCCAGAAGUUAGUCCCUGAAACAUUGGGUGGAAGUUAUGAAUAACAUCUCUGACCUGUAUGGUGCUUUAGAGUUUGCAAAACGACUUUAUACCCUUGGUACCAUUAAUUCCUACCGAGGAGCCAAGAGAGACCAAUUUCUCUGGUGGCUCACUCCAGAAAUGGUCUCUCUUCACUGCCUGAAUCUUCAGCUUCUUCUCCAUUGUCUGCUCUCUCAGCCCCACACUGAGAUGUCUCACACUUGAAAAUCCCCUCCCUUCCCUAAUUACGGCUGCCUCCCCUGCCCCCCGCCCUGCUCCUCACCAGGACACCGUGCACAGGGGUCUCCACCCCAGCCUUACUUUCCACUUCUUGUAUACGUCUCAUCCAGUCUGGUGUCCCACCUUCCCACUGCAACUGCUCUCUCCAAGACCCCAAUAACCUUCUUGUUGCAGAAAGUACUGGUCACAUCCUCAUCUUCAUCCUCAGUGAGCUCUGAGAACCAGACACCGCUGACCACCCCCUGCCUCCUGAAGGGCUCUCUUCCGUUCACUUCCGUGACAUAUUCCUCUCCAGUAUUGUCUUUCCACCCUCUGCUCUUCUGCCUUCUUUGUGGUCUCAAAUGUCAGGGUUCCUUAGGAACCCAAAUAUGGCCUAUAACCCUUCUCCCCACACUGUCUCUGAGUUAUCUUAUCCGUGUCCGUGGAUUCAACCACCCUCUACAUGAAGACAAAACUCAAUUUUCUGUCGCUAGCCAAAGAUUCAAACCCCAAAUCCAACUGUCUCCCAUGACAUGAAGUGACACCGCCCAUAUACUGCUCAAUGACACACGGUGUAAGUCUGAAGUAACAUUUAUGAAGAUGUACUUACAAGGGAAGACGCAGCCCAGGCUCUCAUGACCAUGCAGAGGCGUAGUUAGACGCUGGCAGGAAGAGCCCCAGAAGACGGCCUCUCACCCUGCACCGCUAUACAUAUUUGUAGGAAUCUGGGGCGGGGCAGGGGAUACCUGGGUCAAUAUGGAACCAAGAGCUGCCUGGCUACAAAAAAAGGCUGUUUGGAAAGGAGGCCGUCCAGAGCUCAGUCACGGUUGGGUCCAACUGAUAUCAGCCAGAGGACUUGCUGUGCGUUCUGCCAAGCCUCCAGAUAGGGAGGAGAGGUCAAGCCACCAGGGCUGUCCACGCGACACAGGUGUGCUUCUCCUCACCUGGACACCUCCACCCUGUGGAGGUGGGCUCUGCUGGCAGUCUCUAGGCAGAGUCCUCCAGCUCGCCCACCACCCAUCUGAUGGCCCACGGCAGGAACCUGAGAGCCAUGUCUGCGGAUUCCUCGCCCGGCUCAUUCAAUCAGUCACCAAGGCCUGUGGGUCUUCCUCCUCAACAUCCCAAAGACUGCCCCCUCCAUCUAUCCCAGAGGCUCUGUACGUCUUGCUCUGCUUUUCCAGCAGCCUCCAGGCAGGAUCCCUUUGAUUCACUCUGAGAGAUCUUUUUUUUUUUUAUGUUUAUUUAUUUUUGAGAGACAGAGCACGAGUGGGGGAGGGGCAGAGAGACAGGGAGACACAGAAUCCCAAGCAGGCGCCAGGCUCUGCACUGUCAGCACAGAGCCAAAUGCGGGGCUCGAACUCAUGAACUGUGAGAUCAUGACCUGAGACGAAGUCAGAUGUUUGACCAACUGAGCCCCCCGGGAACCCCUCCAAGAGAUCUUCCUAAAUUCCACAACUUAGAGUCUUUUCCCUUUGUCUGAAGUCUGCAGUGACUCUCCAUUGCCUACGAGUUUCUAUUUACAAGUAUCAACUCCACAGCCUGAUCUUGGAAGCCUUUUGCCAUGUGGCACCUGCCUUACUGUCCAGCUUCUUUCCUCCAAGUUUCCAAGCAUGGAGCCUGGAACAGGUGCUCAGGGGUGCAGAUUUUCAAAGACAGAGCAUUCGGCUGGAGCAAGGCCUCCUGACUCGGCCCUGUGCCUGUUCCUCGAGCUCCUCACUGCUUUGCCGGCCUCCUUGAAGGGGGUUGUCUUUUCCCACAGUGAGACUGCCCCUCAAAAGUAACCGACUCAAGCGGUGUUUUCUUUCUCUCCAGCUCGCUCGCCUGACGUGGUGGACACGGAGCCAUCCCCACUCUGA
Neofelis nebulosa (Clouded leopard) is the source of this 5330-nucleotide messenger RNA. RefSeq names its product solute carrier family 5 member 9 (gene SLC5A9). Gene Ontology annotation, molecular function: D-glucose:sodium symporter activity. NCBI's taxonomy places the organism in Eukaryota, Metazoa, Chordata, Mammalia, Carnivora, Felidae. The transcript has 13 exons. Gene Ontology annotation, biological process: transmembrane transport. Gene Ontology annotation, cellular component: plasma membrane. The record is from RefSeq and is a predicted model, not a curated record. Bases 400 to 2247 code for a protein of 615 amino acids.